AUGGGGAUUGACAUCACCGCCGGUGGCCGACAGAAGGUGAAGAAGCGCGAGGUGAAGUCGGACAACCCAUACCUGCUGCUCCUCUGCAAGCUCUACAAGUUCCUGGCCCGUCGCACGGACUCGAAGUUCAACAAGGUCAUCUGCAAGCGCUUGAACAUGUCUGGCAGGAACCGGCCUCCUCUCUCACUCUCGAAGCUGAUCAAGUUCAUGGGCGGCAAGGAGGGUAAGAUCGCCGUUGUUGUGGGCAGCGUGACGGAUGACAAGCGCGUGUAUGAGGUUCCCGAGCUGAAGGUUUGCGCUCUCCGCUUCACGGAGACUGCGCGCGCCCGCAUCCUCAAGGCCGGCGGGGAGUGCAUCACCUUCGACACCUUGGCCAUGCGCAGCCCGCUUGGGAAGGGCACCGUCCUCCUCCGUGGCCCGGUGAAAGGCCGCGAGGCCGAACGCCACUUCGGCAAGGCUCCUGGGGUGCCCAACUCGAAGACGGCCCCCCACGUCCGCUCCAAAGGUCGCAAGUUCGAGAAGUCCCGCGGACGCAGGAAGUCUCGCGGCUUCAAGGUGUAA
Molecule: messenger RNA, 561 nt
Organism: Symbiodinium sp. CCMP2592
Lineage: Eukaryota; Dinophyceae; Suessiales; Symbiodiniaceae
Source: the annotation of a GenBank genome assembly